CAGGCGGGUGCAGCCGAGGCUGAGGUGCGGCGCCCACUGUGUUCCGCGCGGCGCCGGGCGAGGACCGGCUGUUGCGAGGUCUCGGCCGAGGGUCUCUCCGGUGUCCGUCUCCUUGUCCCCGCCGGGCCUGCUCCGCUCUCUCCUCCUGCUCGCUGCCUGGCGCGGCCCAGCCAUGUCGGGGAUGCUGGGGAAGCUGUUCGGGACGGGCGGCAAGGGCGCCGGGAAGGGCCCGACCCCGCAGGAGGCCAUCCAGCGGCUCCGCGACACCGAGGAGAUGCUCAGCAAGAAGCAGGAGUUCCUGGAGAAGAAGAUCGAGCAGGAGCUGGUGGCGGCCCGCAAGCACGGCACCAAGAACAAGCGGGCUGCUCUUCAAGCCCUAAAACGCAAGAAGAGGUACGAGAAGCAGCUGGCGCAGAUAGAUGGCACGUUAUCAACAAUUGAAUUCCAGAGGGAAGCCCUUGAAAAUGCCAACACGAAUACUGAAGUGCUCAAGAAUAUGGGCCUGGCUGCUAAAGCUAUGAAAGCUGCUCAUGACAACAUGGAUAUCGAUAAAGUAGACGAAUUGAUGCAGGAUAUUGCAGAACAGCAGGAGCUGGCAGAUGAAAUUUCAACAGCUAUUUCAAAGCCUGUAGGAUUUGGGGAAGACUUUGAUGAGGAUGAACUGAUGGCAGAAUUGGAGGAUCUAGAACAGGAAGAAUUAGACAAAAACCUGCUGGAUAUCAGUGGUCCCGAGACAGUACCACUACCAAAUGUGCCCUCAAUAGCAAUACCGUCAAAGCCAGCCAAGAAGAAAGAAGAGGAGGAUGACGAUGACAUGAAAGAGUUGGAAGCUUGGGCUGGAAACAUUUAACUACAGCAGCAAUCAUUUGGAAAAACAAAACAGACUUUGGCCACCUGUUAUAGGUGCACGUGUAGUGUGUUGGGGACAAAACAUUAAGCAAAAUGUCUUUCUCUCUUUAAUCUUAACCCAAAGCAGUGGGCACUGCAUUGCUGUACUCUGCAUAGCAUGGUCUGCGCAAAGGAAACAAAGAGGGUUGGGGAAAGUUGCCUGCAGUUGAUGAUGUUGAAUUUCUGUAAAAUAAAAUGUAUUUGCAAAAUCCAACAUUCAGCUUCUGGACUAUGCUAAUGCCACUGCUGGAUCUUCAUCUUCUAGAGUUUGGGGCGUAUUGAAGCUAAAUGACCUGAAAUGCAGCCUGUAAUUUUAAGUCAGUUGAAAGUGUGUUUAGAAGUCUUGUAAGGCAUUUAAAAAGGAAAAGUCAUAAGCCACUAUCGGCUUCUCAUGUUUAGGUAUAAGAAUGCGUUAGGUUUUUAGUUCUUUGCACUCUGUAUUUAUUUCCUUUGACUGUGUGAUCACCUUCUAUCACUGCACUGACCUAGUCGCCGUUCGCAUUUUUAAUUAGUGAAACUGAUUUGAAAUUGAUAAACACUACCUUGGAAGUAAGGGAGAUUCACACUUAAAAUCCAGCUGUACAUUUUUUUCUAUGUAGCAGUGCAGUGUUCAUUGCUAUUUGUGAUAACUGAUAACCCAUUCAGAUACAUGCACACAUCUAUUUUAAUUAAGAAACUAUGGUUUGCACUGUAUUAAAUAUCUUGUUUAAUUUUCA
This is a messenger RNA of Malaclemys terrapin pileata, 1604 nucleotides long. RefSeq names its product charged multivesicular body protein 4B (gene CHMP4B). The record is from RefSeq and is a predicted model, not a curated record. Bases 173 to 850 code for a protein of 225 amino acids. Gene Ontology annotation, biological process: late endosome to vacuole transport via multivesicular body sorting pathway; vesicle budding from membrane. NCBI's taxonomy places the organism in Eukaryota, Metazoa, Chordata, Testudines, Emydidae. The transcript is spliced from 5 exons. Gene Ontology annotation, cellular component: ESCRT III complex; cytoplasmic side of plasma membrane; multivesicular body.